AUGUUUAUUUCCGCACCUAAUCCAGUUUUCUACAAACACCAACAUUUCAAGAAGAACUUGUGUAACCUGGCUGACUUACGCCCUUCGAAGCUGAACACUCCUCGUCCUUCUGCACCAUUUCCUCCAUUCUGUUGUAGUUCCCACUUGUCUACGCCCUCCAACACCCGAGCCACACCAGUCUACACCCUCCAACACCACAUCCACACCAGUCUACAGCCUCCAACACCCGAUCCACACCAGUCUACACCCUCCAACACCCGAUCCACACCAGUUUACACCCUCCAACACCACAUCCACACCAGUCUACACCCUCCAACACCCGAUCCACACCAGCAUACACCCUCCAACACCACAUCCACACCAGUCUACACUCUCCAACACCCGAUGCACACAAGUCUACACCCUCCAACACCCGAGACACACCAGCAUACACCCUCCAACACCACAUCCACACCAGUCUACACUCUCCAACACCCGAUCCACACCAGUUUACGCCCUCCAACACCACACCCACACCAGUCUACACCCUCUAACACCACAUCCACACCACUCUACGCCCUCCAACACCACAUCCUCACCAGUCUACACCCUCCAACACCACAUCCACACCAGUCUACAUUCUCCAACACCACAUCCACACCAUCAAUACCCUCCAACACCACAUCCACACCAGUCAAUACCCUCCAACACCACAUCCACACCAGUCAAUACCCUCCAACACCACAUCCACACCAGUCAAUACCCUCCAACACCACAUCCACACCAUCAAUACCCUCCAACACCACAUCCACACCAGUCUACACCCUCCAACACCACAUCCACACCAGUCAAUACCCUCCAACACCACAUCCACACCAGUCUACACCCUCCAACACCACAUCCACACCAGUCUACACCCUCCAACACCACAUCCACACAGUCAAUACCCUCUCCAACACCACAUCCACACCAGUCUACACCCUCCAACACCACAUCCACACCAUCUACACCCUCGAACACCCACCACAUUAUACUUUGCAGUCGCGUCCCUCCCCGUCUGGCUUAAAGCUGGUGUUUGAUAUUAUCAUCUGCGUUGCUUCUCUCCUUAGGGCAUAG
Messenger RNA from Penaeus chinensis, 1095 nucleotides. RefSeq names its product extensin-like. The coding region runs from base 1 to 1095 and encodes 364 amino acids. The record is from RefSeq and is a predicted model, not a curated record. The transcript is spliced from 6 exons. Lineage: Eukaryota; Metazoa; Arthropoda; Malacostraca; Decapoda; Penaeidae.